Molecule: messenger RNA, 5698 nt
Organism: Passer domesticus (house sparrow)
Lineage: Eukaryota; Metazoa; Chordata; Aves; Passeriformes; Passeridae
Gene: ADRA1D
Product: adrenoceptor alpha 1D
Exons: 2
Coding region: 448-1983 (511 amino acids)
Biological process (GO): positive regulation of vasoconstriction; cell-cell signaling; phospholipase C-activating G protein-coupled receptor signaling pathway
Cellular component (GO): plasma membrane
Molecular function (GO): alpha1-adrenergic receptor activity
Source: RefSeq, a predicted model, not a curated record
CGGCACCUGACGCGCGGGGCUCCCGCCCGCCCCCGGCCCGUCCGGCCCCUCCCGCCGCUCCCGGUCCGAGCGCGGAGCCGCGGAGCCGCCGGGCGCUGCCGGCCGUGCCCAGCGCAGCCCCCGGAGCAUGCGAGGGCGGCGGGGGGGCUCUGACGGCGCUGCCCCCCCGGGGCUGAGCCGCGGGGACAGCGGGGACAGCGGGGACGGGGGGCAGCGCGGGCGGACGGCGUGAAGCGGGCGGAGGGCAGCGCGUCCUGCGCUCCCUCCCUCUCUCUCUCUCUCUCUCUCUCUCCAUCCCUCUCUCCCCCUCCAUCCCUCCACCCCGGCCGGGGGAGCGAGGUGCGGAGCGCGUCUUGGCGGGGGCUGCCAGCCGGGGAUCAUGCUGGGGGAGCUGCGCCUCGGCACCGCUUUCUCCUCGCCCUCCAUGGAGCCCGGACUUUUUCUACAAUGACUUUCCCCGAGCUGAGCAAUGGCAGCUUGAGUGGGAACCGGACGGGACAAGGCGGCCAGAGCGCUGCCAACCGGUCCUGGGGGCUGCAAGGGGAGGAGACCCCCGAGGGCAACGGCACCACGCUGACUUUCGCCUUGGACGUGCAGGCGGUGGGAGUGGGGGUGUUCCUGGCCGUCUUCAUCCUCUCGGCCAUCGUGGGGAACAUCCUGGUGAUCCUCUCGGUGGCUUGCAACCGGCACCUGCAGACGGUCACCAACUACUUCAUCGUCAACCUGGCCAUCGCCGACCUGCUGCUCAGCACCACCGUGCUGCCCUUCUCGGCCACCCUGGAGGUUUUGGGCUUCUGGGUGUUCGGGCGCAUCUUCUGCAACAUCUGGGCAGCAGUGGACGUGCUCUGCUGCUCUGCCUCCAUCAUGAGCCUGUGCAUCAUCUCCGUGGACAGGUACAUCGGCGUCAAGUACUCCCUCAAGUACCCCACCAUCAUGACCGAGAGGAAGGCGGGGGUGAUCCUGGUGGUGGUCUGGCUCUCCUCCAUGGUCAUCUCCAUCGGGCCGCUGCUGGGCUGGAAGGAGCCGCCGCCGCCGGACGAGAGCAUCUGCAGCAUCACAGAGGAGCCGGGCUAUGCCCUGUUCUCCUCCCUCUUCUCCUUCUACCUGCCCCUCAUGGUCAUCCUGGUGAUGUACUUCAGGAUUUACGUGGUGGCCAGGCGGACCACCCGGAGCCUGGAGGCAGGGGUCAAGAAGGAGAGGAACAAGUCCAUGGAGGUGGUGCUGCGCAUCCACUGCCGCAGCGUGCUGGAGGAGCCUCUCUCCAGCACCCGGAGCAAGGGGCACAACUUCAGGAGCUCCCUCUCCGUGCGCCUCCUCAAGUUCUCCCGGGAGAAAAAAGCAGCCAAGACUCUCGCCAUCGUCGUGGGUGUUUUCAUCCUCUGCUGGUUCCCCUUCUUCUUCAUCCUGCCUUUUGGUUCUUUCUUCCCGUCCCUGAAGCCCUCAGAAAUCGUCUUCAAGAUCAUCUUCUGGCUGGGGUACUUCAACAGCUGCGUGAACCCCAUCAUCUACCCGUGCUCCAGCAAGGAGUUCAAGCGCGCGUUCAUCCGGCUGCUCAAGUGCCAGUGCCGCCGGCGGCGCCGGCCCAUCUGGAGGGUCUACGACCACCACUGGAGAGGGGCCUCCAUCAACAGCUCGGUGCAGGACUCAGAGACAGACCUACGGCCCAGGAUUAACACCCUGAACAGCUCCUUCAUAUUUAACUCCUCCUUCCAGGAGAGAGGCAGUAAGAGGCGAACGCUCAGCCUCAAGGGCUGGAAGAUGCUGACGCCUUUCCAGAAGCCAGCGUCCACCCAGCUGAAGGAGAAGAUGAACAGCCUUUCUAACAAAAUCCGGGGUGGCUCCAGCAAAGGGGGGGCCACAGCCACCUACAAGACAGAGGUGGAGUCUGUCUCGAUCGGGAUCCCUCAUGAUUUCACAGAAACCAUUGACUACCAAACCCAUGACUUAACAGACUGCUGUGGGCUGAGAGAAACAGAUAUUUGAAGGCUCUGGGGCAGCUGUCAAUGGUUUCUUUAGAAGAAACAUGGAGGGAUACCACCUGUGGGUCUGUCAGGCAGGCUGGAAGCAGCGAUCAGGUAUAAAAUGCAGUUGCCCAAAGGUUGUCCAAGCAUCCCCCACGUGGAGCUCAGCCCCUUCUGUGGGAUUAUGGGUUCCUCAGAUUAGAGCCAAUGGCAUAUCCCAUUCUAACAGCCACAGCAGGAGGAGAAGGUGUGGAUAUGACCUUAGGGCAAGAGCUGCCUCCUCUGGUGGAUGGUUGUCUUUGGCUUUGGAAGAAGCUGUGCAAUUAAGGGAAACCAGGAUGUCUCCUUUGCCUUAAAAACACCACGGUGAAAUCUGACGGAAAGAUUGAAUCCCAAAAGUUGCCAACCCUGCCUUAGUACAUGUGCUCAUGUCUCCAUCCAGAGGCAGCCCCCAGGAAGGACACUGCCAAGCAGUAGCUGGCAGCUGAUCCUUUAUGUGGGUGGGUUGGGAGCUUGGAGGUCCUGAACAGGACAUCCAGAAGAGGCCUUGGCUUUGGAGAGAGAGCAGACCGGGGUAUUCCCAAGCAAGGUGAAGGGAUCCCAGCUCUCAGUCAUCAUCUCUGCAGUGGCCACAGCUUUGGCCCUUCCACAUCACCUGGUUUUAGGCCAGAUGAGUAUUCCAGAUGUGUGUGCUGUUGCCAGGGGGUGUGCAGGUCUCUCUCCUCUAAUUCCAUCCUGUGAAGCAUUUGGCAUUUCACUCUCCAGUGAAACACUUGCAACCCACCUUGCUUUAGUGAACAUCCAUCUGUGACACUCAGAGAAACCAGCUCCUUUUGGUGUCAGUCAUCCCCAAACCUUCCUGUCCCUUUCUUUGCUCUCGUUUUUCUCAGAAAACGCAGGAUAAAAAUGCAUCCCAGGGGCUUCACUCAGGACAACAAGAAAUGGCCUCAAGUUGUGCCAGGGAAGAUUUAGACUGGAUAUUAGGAUGAAUUUCUUCACUCAAAGGGUUGGCAGGGACUGGACCAGGCUUUCCAGGGCAGUGGUGGAGUCACCAUUCCUGGAAGUGUUCAAAAGAUGUGCAAAUGUGGCCCUGGAGGAGGUGGUUUAAUGGUGAACGGGUGGUGGGUUGGUGGUUGGAUUCCAAGAGGUCUUUUCCAACCAUAAUGAUUCUGUGAUUCUGCAAUGCGGGUCCUCAGCCAGCCUGUGCUGUGGCUCAGGAGAGCUGGGAUGGCUGAGUUGGGAAGUUUGCAUUUCUGCUGCCCACAGAGUCCAAGCUGAAGUGGAGCUGAGGUGCAGAGGGAGCUCACUCAAGGGGAGGGAUCUUCUCCCCACUCAGGGUCACACUCAUGAUCCUUCUCCCAAGGGACUUCCCACAUGCUUCAUGCAUCAAACUUCUGGUGGCUGCCAAGAAUUGCCUUGGUUGUGUCAAAAGUAAUGACAAUUAAAGUGUUUUUUUCGCUGCUCACAGUCCCAGAGUGUGAGCACCCCUCGGGAGGGCACCAUGGCCUCCUCCAGGAGACUCCAGGAGCUGAAGCCAUGGCAAGCCCACCUUGACCAGGCAGCUCAGGAAAUGGUCACCCAAAUUCUGCUUGGCUGUGGAUUGCAGGCACAGGUUUCAAAAUUCAGAGUGUUUUAACCAAAUUUCAGAUAAUGAGCCCCAAGGAGUGACCAUCAGGUUAAGCCAUGGGCAGGAGACAUGUAGGUGAUGGAGGCAGAGGAGGGAUCUGAGGUGAAGUGCCUCAAGCCAGGAAACUAAAAAACAGGAAUAGGAAGUCCCGAGGGGUGGAAACGUGGCAUGAACGUGUCCUGGGUGGAAACUGCUCCACAUGAGCAGUGCCCCUCAAAACCAUGAGGAGCCUUUCAUGGAAGUGCCUGCAGCACAUCCAGCUCACCCCACUAAGGGUGGCUGCCAAAGGAAGAUUGAAGGCUGCCAGGCACAGCAAGGAGAAUGUCACCUUUCUUUCUGAUGUUCUGAUUUGCUUUAAAGGAAAAGAGAACAGGAGGGAAGUUGGAAUUUUUUAAUGUUUUUACUCUUUUGUGUAGUGCAUAUUGAGACAAGAUAUCUGGAGUUGGCCCUGUCUCAACACCCUUUACUUGAUGCAGGACAAACUGGACCAAUUAUUGCACAAAUACCAGCAGAUUUUGUCCAGAUAUUUUCCUCCCAGCAGCAAAUCCCAGCGCUUACACUGAACUCAGACUCACAACCACCUGCACGUUCUCCAGCUCUGCAAAACCAGCCUGAGGUUGCCAGCUCUGCCCUACCAAAGCAGGGACUUCCCAACACCCCAUGGGAGCUUCUGGGGGGAAAUAUAUUUUUUUUAUUGUGUUAUUUGGCUCUGAAGGGAAGUGAGACCUUACAGUGAUGAUGGGGUGGCACAAAAAGUCAUUUUGUAGUGUGAGGACUGCAGCUGCCACUGUUUUCCUGGGUGUUUUUGGGAUCCUGAUGGGAAGCACUGGGGAUGUGGCAGAGAAGGGACCAGGGAGAGGACAUCCAUGACCAGACAGACAGACACACACACUUCACUGUGUUUAUAUAAAUGUGUCAUUCCCAAAAUACCAGGCAUUCUCCUACAAAUGGGCAAGCAUCCCUCUAUAAAUGAACAUUUAGCUAAUGCUGGCAAGCAGUGCAUUCCCAUAAAUGAGCUGGUAUUACUGCUUACACUUCUCCCUGACUUUUUCAAUAUACUUUCUUUUUUUUUUUUUUUUUCCAGUAUUGAAAUAUUUAUAUUUACAACCUCCAACCCCUUGACAGCUUUUUGGGAAGAAAAAAAGACUUAGUCUGGAGGUUUGCUGCCUCUCCAUCCCAAGUCUUUACAGACCUACAAGGGAGAAAAUGAAGUCAGUUUAGACACACACAUACACAUAAAUGCUCAAAUUCUGGCUCAGUUCCUCACUGUAUUUGAUCUGGCCCCAAGAGAUGCCCUGGAAGGAGCUGUAGGAAAGCCUUGAGUUCUGCUGUGCUGCAUUCAGGCAAAAUACUUGGUUUUCACCCUGCUUUCAUUUGGCAUCUUGCAUCAGAAGCAGUGCCAGGACUGGACUCUGAGGCUGCUCAUGCAGAGCCUCAUUUAGAGGAGACAGGGCUGUCUUUGCUGGCAGAGAGGAAGGAAAAUCUUGUAUGAAAUAUGACCAGAGUGCCUGGAAUGGAGCAUUUCUCCUUGAAUCCCCUGAUUUCCAAGCUCUCCCAAGUUUGGAAAAACGGGCUCAGACUUUCAGGAGGUAAAUUCAGCCUGAUCCCACAGAUUUCCCUGGAUCCACAAGGGUGUGCCCAGCUGAGGGAAUGGCCCUGUUCCAGCAAAUUUUCCAGGCAACAUUUCCCAAAGCACCUGCACCUCAGUUAUCCAUCAGAUCCCACCUCAUUGCACUGGCUCUGUGUCACAAUUGCAUUCUCAGACCUUGCUGCUCCAGGGAACCAAGAGUUGGGGGUGGAAAAUGGGUUUUUGUGUCACUGGACUCUCCCAAGUCCACGAGGGAAGGAAGGUCCCUGUCAGCCUGAGCUGGGCUGCAGCUGGGUUGCAUUACUAUUGUUUACAGUGUGUAUAUAAGUGUACAUUUUCUUUAGCAGAACGUUGGAAUUUUUUAUGUAUAGAUUUUUAUUUUUCAUGCCCAGAUGUAUUUAUUAGCCGGAGUAUUUCUGUUUUGUGUAUCAGGUUCUGCCAGAUUGAUGUAAGCUCUAUGAAACAGAAUGCACAUAUUUUUGUUUGUUUGUACCAAAUACAUGCACAAACCUGUCUAAAACA